AUGGUUCCAAGUUUAUCAAAAGUGUCUAACUUAGAGUGUGAGUCGUGUCAAUUUGGGAAACAUGCUAGGAGUUUCUUUCCCAAUGUUAAGCUACUACCAGUGACAAGACCGGACAUUACUUUUGCUGUCAGUGUGGUUAGCCAGUUUCUAAAUGCUCCAUGUGAUGACCAUUGGAACGCUGUGAUUCGCAUUCUCAAGUAUAUAAAGAGUGCACCGGGGAAGGGAUUACUUUAUGAAAACAAGGGCAACACCCAAGUUGUGGAUUAUUCUGAUGCUGAUUGGGCAGGUUCAUCAGCCGACAGAAGAUCUACUUCAGGGUAUUGUGUCCUCAUUGGAGGAAAUUUGAUCUCAUGGCGGAGCAAGAAACAAAACAUGGUUGCAAGGUCGAGUGCAGAAGCAGAAUAUCGUGCUAUGGCUGCAGCAGCUUGUGAACUUACGUGGCUAAGACAAUUACUCCAACAACUCAAACUAGGAGAUGUCAAAACAAUGAAAUUAAUUUGUGACAACCAAGCUGCACUACAUAUUGCCUCCAACCCGGUUUUUCAUGAAAGAACUAAACAUAUAGAGAUCGAUUGUCACUUUGUACGAGAUAAAGUUCUUUCAGGAGAAAUUGUAACUGAUUUUGUUGGUUCAAAUGAUCAAUUAGCUGACAUAUUUAUUUGUAACAAGCUUGGUGCAUGCGACAUGUAUGCUUAG
Messenger RNA from Trifolium pratense (red clover), 696 nucleotides. Its product is annotated as secreted RxLR effector protein 161-like. The record is from RefSeq and is a predicted model, not a curated record. NCBI's taxonomy places the organism in Eukaryota, Viridiplantae, Streptophyta, Magnoliopsida, Fabales, Fabaceae. Bases 1 to 696 code for a protein of 231 amino acids. The transcript has 2 exons.